Dreissena polymorpha is the source of this 2612-nucleotide messenger RNA. RefSeq lists its product as uncharacterized. Lineage: Eukaryota; Metazoa; Mollusca; Bivalvia; Myida; Dreissenidae. The record is from RefSeq and is a predicted model, not a curated record. The transcript has 3 exons. Bases 22 to 1716 code for a protein of 564 amino acids.
CAGUAUAUCAGCCAACAGGAAAUGGACGCAAAAUUAUCGUCGGUGCUGAAAGCAUCCCCAGACGUCUCGGUAGAACAGCAGAAGGACAUGACAGAUCGAGUAAAAACGGAGAUCUACCAGCGGGCCCGUGAGGGCGCAAUCCGUGAGAUUAUCGAAACGGUGAAAGCGGAGGCGAUUCGAGCUGGAGCAACGGAAGAGUCGAUAAGCGUCGUUGAGAAAGAGGACAUCGCAUUGACCUAUAUUCCUGGGAGCGCAACGCGCAUUAAAGUUAAGGUAGUGGGUGAUAUGAAAGCCGAGGAAAGUUGUGAAGACUGCCCGAUUACCGUCGUCAUCGAUCAUACCGCGGAGGAGGCAGCAGCUGGUAUCCAAACAUCAAACAAAACGGUCAGCACGACGGGAACCAUGCUCUCUUAUGACGACGAAACCAUCCGGAUUCAAGAACCGGAAAUCAAUACCGAGACAGGGGAAUGGCUGUUGUCGACAUAUGACCUUGAGUGCCUUAGUGUUGGGGCCGGCGUCAUGGGUUGUGGGGGAGGGGGGAACCCCCGUCUUGGUCUGCUGCUCGCAAGGAAAGUUCUCGAGAGCGGGAACACCAUCAGAGUUGUCACUCCGGAACGCUUUUUGUGCUCGGCGGUACACGCAGACGACAAGGUCGCUAUGGUGGCAGUCAUGGGGGCGCCUCUCAUAGCGCACGAAAAACUCAUGGCCGGAAACGAGCUAGAGGGGGCGCUUCAGAGUAUGCUGGAGCUGUACGAAAACGGUAAUUAUAAUGACGCAGAUGGUGAUCUUCAUGUUACAGAUGAUACCGACGUCAAAGUGGGCGAUGGAGUUGUAUACAUUGAUAACUACCCGCCUAAGACAAGGGUCGGUCGUUCAUGUCUUGCCGCGGUUAUGAGUUGCGAGGUUGGGGGGCUUAACUGCAUGGAGCCGCUGAGAGUCGCCGCCGAGUUAGGAGUUCCGGUUCUCGACUGCGACGGCAUGGGACGCGCCUUUCCAGAACUGCAGAUGUUUACGCCGUUCAUAUACGGAUUCAAACCUUACCCAGCGACCAUGGCGGACGAUAAAGGUAGGCGUGCGGUUGUGCUGAAGGUCGACUCGCCUAAUCGUCUGGAGAAACACUUCCGUGAUGUCACUAUUAGCAUGGGGUGUAGCAGUGGUGUCUGUUUUGCCGCGAUGCGCGUGCAGGAUGUAACGAAGUACACAGUGCGCCACAGUCUCAGUCAAGCGUGGCGCAUUGGCGAUACGGUCCUCCGGGCGCGGGCGUCGGACGGUGAUCCUGUUGCGGCGGUGAUAGAAGCGGAAGCCGGUCGUAACCUUAUAUACGGUAAGGUCACAGACGUCUUACGGGAGACGACGGGUGGCUUCAACAUUGGCAAGAUAGACAUCGACGGUUUGGACGUCGAUACCGGAAGGAGAAUUACGGUACAGUUUAAAAAUGAGUUCAUUGUUGUUCGCGAGAUGUCGUGUAGUCAGAGACGCGUGCUGGCCUCCGUACCGGAUCUGAUAGCGCUACUUGACGCUGACACGGCGCAGCCAAUACCGACGGAAGAAGUCGGAUUUGGAAUGCGGGUUGCCGUCGUCGGAUUUAGGGUUAAUCCUAUGAUGUCCAGUGACGAAGCCCUGAAAUUGGUUGGGCCGAAGGCUUUUGGCCUCACUGAUGUGGAAUACGUACCUAUCGGCGAGUUCAAAGACCGCGGCUCAAUAGCGCCAUUGUAAGUCAAGAUUAGGUUUAGACCUGUUUGUUAAUAGAAUUUCGUCAUAUACAAUUAUUUUACAACCGGUAGUACCCCGUCCGAGUUAAUUAUUUUUUUUCUCAAUGAAUUGUGUCAAACAUAUUCAGUCUUAGUCGAAACUUUAACAAAGAAUAAAAUUACAUGUGUUAAAAUAUACCUAAUAAUAAACACACAAAAAUUGUUUUGAAAACUUAUUUCCUACAAAGUAAAUGCAAAAAAGUAUGUCAAAGUAUGUUACAUACUACAAUACUACUACUUAUUACCGUUGUGUAUUAGUCCGUAAACAAUAAAAUAUCGUUCUGGUACACGUAUACUCAACAACAGUUUAGUGUCAUAGCGGUUGAAUUCAUGUGCAUUACAUCUCUUUUUUUCAGAACGAAGAUCGUUUUUUAAUUAUUAUAAUUAUGUUUUCUUUUAGAGAUAACUUAAGCUGAUAAUGCAAUUAUAUUCCAGACAAUAGCUAUUGGCAUUAUCAAGUGGUUGUGGUAAAAAAAAAAUCGUGCUAUAUGUAUAUUUUACACCGACAACUCAAAAACGAAAAUCAUUUGUAUAUUAGUACUAUUAUUAUAACACAUCUCACAUAUUUGUGAGUUUAUUUAGUAACCACUAUUAUUGAUUGUAUACACAACUGAUUGUAGAGAAGUUCAUAUCGAAUAUCUAUUAUGUGCAGGCGAGAUCUACAUGUGAUUUCGUUUCAGUGCUAUAUCUUUUAUGUUAAACCUAACUUCGACAUUUAGUUAACAUGCAAUAGUAAUUUAUGCACAGUACUGUUUCUAUAUGCAGAUUGAUUCUUAUAUCUGUAUUACAUUAAAAUAAUUAUUUGUUUACACGUCACGCUAAUCCCCCCCCCCCCCAGAAAAAAAUAAAAUAAUAAUAGUU